This is a messenger RNA of Stylonychia lemnae, 606 nucleotides long. NCBI's taxonomy places the organism in Eukaryota, Ciliophora, Spirotrichea, Sporadotrichida, Oxytrichidae. The record is from the annotation of a GenBank genome assembly.
AUGUAGAAAUCUCUCAUAUUCCUCAUUGCAUUACUCGGCCUUGCUGCCGCAUCUACCCCAUCUUACAACGUAAAGACUAGAAAAGAAAUUAUCAAUGAAAGAUUCUAUGAAUCUCAUGGAAGAAUCCAAUAAAGAGCCUUGAAAUCUGGAAGAGUUAUUAGAGCUACAUCAAAAGGUCUAACUGGAUGUGAUAAUGGGGCAUUUUGCUUUGCCUAAGGACUAGCGUACGGCCUCUAAUUCUCUCAAUACAAACCAAGCACCUGCUAUGUUGCCCUUACUACUUCAAUCACAUCUAGCGAGGAAAUCAUUACUAAAUUCUGGAAAAUCUUUGUUCCAAUGUACAUGGCCAGUCAUUUGUAAUUAUUGUAAGACAACACCAGUGCUGUUUCUGCCAUUGGAUGCAAUUGCAAUGUUCAAGGACUUGUUGACUUUGUUACCAAGGCUCUUGCUGAGGGAAUUUCAAGCACCCUUGCUAGUCUUGGAGGCGCCCUUCUAUUUGAAUUAGGACCACUUACAGCAACCAUCACAAGUCCUAGUGCUACAGACUUAAAGAGAGGAAUUGCAAGUGGCAAACUUGUCUCUAUUUGCACUAGAUGGUACGUAUGA